AUGUCUUCAAGUGAUAUAAAAGUGGCGUACUUAGGGCCAGAAGGUACCUACACUCAUCAGGCAGCUUUACAACAAUUUGGUGAAAAAACUACAUUAUUACCUCAAAAGACAAUAAAUGAUUGUUUCCAAAAAGUUAACGAUGAUGAGGUUGAUUAUAGUGUUGUUCCCUUUGAAAAUUCAACAAACGGACAAGUCAUGUAUACAUAUGAUCUAUUAAGAGACUGGCUGAUACCUGCUAAAAAAGACUCAAAUUCGACAUUCAAAGUUGUUGCAGAGCAAUUUGUUUCAAUUCAUCACUGUGUUUUAACCCAUGCUAAAGACAUUUCGCAAGUUGAUAAAAUUUUGACACAUCCUCAAGCUUGGGGUCAAGUGACAGAUUGGCUAAUAAGUGAAGGUAAACAUUUGGAAAGAAUAGAUAGUAGCUCGACUUCGAGAGCUGCAGAAAUUGCUUCUAAUGAAGGUGUCCAAAGUGCUGCAAUUGCAAGUGAAUAUGCCUCAAAAGUUCAUAAUAUUCCAAUCUUAUACAAAAAUAUUGAAAACAACAAAGAAAACACUACAAGGUUCUUGAUACUGAGUAAAAAAGACACAAAAAUCAUAGAUACAAAAUACAUUACUCUUUUGGCAUUCACUGUGGAGCAUGAUGAUGCUGGUGCGUUAGUUAAAGCCUUGGAUAUUUUAUCAAAACAUGAUAUAAAUAUGACCAGUAUUACAUCAAGACCAUCUCUAAACAAAUUGUGGCAAUAUGUUUUCUUCAUUGAAUUUUGGGGAGAUAGUUAUGAAGAUGAAAACGUUAAAGCAGCUGUUAAAGAAUUCAAUGAAAGAAGCCUAAGUAGUGUUGUGAUAGGAACUUUCCCUAGGAACAAAAGAUAUUACGGAGAACAAAAAGUUUGA
This is a messenger RNA of Hansenula anomala, 891 nucleotides long. RefSeq names its product prephenate dehydratase PHA2 (gene PHA2). The coding region runs from base 1 to 891 and encodes 296 amino acids. Gene Ontology annotation, biological process: L-phenylalanine biosynthetic process. The record is from RefSeq and is a predicted model, not a curated record. Gene Ontology annotation, molecular function: chorismate mutase activity; prephenate dehydratase activity. Gene Ontology annotation, cellular component: cytoplasm. NCBI's taxonomy places the organism in Eukaryota, Fungi, Ascomycota, Saccharomycetes, Phaffomycetales, Wickerhamomycetaceae. The transcript is spliced from 3 exons.